Pseudopipra pipra is the source of this 2873-nucleotide messenger RNA. Its product is annotated as cytochrome P450 2J2-like. The transcript has 10 exons. Gene Ontology annotation, molecular function: iron ion binding; oxidoreductase activity, acting on paired donors, with incorporation or reduction of molecular oxygen, reduced flavin or flavoprotein as one donor, and incorporation of one atom of oxygen; heme binding. Gene Ontology annotation, biological process: xenobiotic metabolic process. Lineage: Eukaryota; Metazoa; Chordata; Aves; Passeriformes; Pipridae. The coding region runs from base 265 to 1743 and encodes 492 amino acids. Gene Ontology annotation, cellular component: cytoplasm; intracellular membrane-bounded organelle. The record is from RefSeq and is a predicted model, not a curated record.
GCAACCUUAUCUCGGAUGCCCCCGGCGACCUGGGCCUUGGUCUGGGACUCUUCAAAGCAGCGAACGAGCUCCUGUCAAGGAGGAAAGCUCGAGGCACUCGGAGCGGCUGGAGCCUCCCGGCACCGUGGAGCUGACACUGGGACCCGGCACAAGCCAGCACAUCACCCCUCUCCCCCUGUCCCUGGGGAUUCAGUGGUGCCCUGGGAGCUCGACCUGCCCUGACCUGCCGUGGGACACCUCCGUGCACAGCCCCCCCAUCCAGCCAUGCUGCACUUCCUCUGGGACAGCAUCUCCUUCCAUACGCUCCUCAUCUUCCUCAUUGUCUUCCUGUUGGUCGCUGACUACAUGAAGAACAGAAACCCAAAGAACUUCCCUCCCACCCCUUUACGCCUUCCCUUUGUAGGGCACCUUUAUUUGAUGGACUUCAAAGAUCCCAUAACCACAGUGAAGAAGCUUACUAAAAAAUAUGGUGACAUCAUUGGUAUGUCCAUGGGCAGCAUGAAGCUUGUGGUAGUAAAUGGGAUGCGGCUGGUUAAGGAAGUGCUUGUAAACCAAGGGGAAAACUUCCUGGAGCGCCCAGAAAUGCCUAUUCACAAGGAUAUGUUCAGCAAGAUAGGACUGAUCUCCUCCAGUGGGCACUUGUGGAAGGCACAGAGGAGGUUCACCCUGAGCACCCUCCGAAACUUUGGCUUGGGGAAGAGGAGCGUGGAGGAGCGCAUCCAGGAGGAGUGCCGAUUCCUCGUGGAUGCCUUUAAGGAUGAGCAGGGAAAUCCUUUCAACCCUCAGUUUACACUCACUAACGCUGUUUCAAACGUCAUCUGCUCCCUUAUCUUUGGCAAUCGGUUUGACUACCAUGAUGAGGACUUCCAAAAAUUGCUGAAGCUUCUACAUGAGAUUAUUAUCCUUCAGGGAACCAACACAGCUCAGCUGUACAACUCUUUCCCAUCUAUAAUGAAGUUCCUCCCUGGAGCACACCAAACCAUUUUUAAAAACUCAAAGUUGUUGAAAAGCUACAUGCAAGAGCAGAUCAACAAGCAUAAGGAGGACUGGAACCCCUCAGAGAGCCGGGACUACAUCGACAGCUACCUGCAGGAGAUAGCCAAGGACGAGGGCAGUGACACCUUCCGGGAAGAACAUCUUAUCACUUGCUCACUUGACCUGAUGUUUGCUGGAACCGAGACCACUUCCACAACCCUCCGCUGGGCUGUGCUGUUCAUGGCCACAUAUCCAGAAAUUCAAGCCCGUGUGCAAGCCGAGAUCGACGCCGUCAUCGGACAGGCUCGGCAGCCAGUGCUGGAGGACAGGAACAACAUGCCCUACACCAACGCCGUCAUCCAUGAGGUGCAGAGGAAAGCCAACAUUGUCCCUUUCAACGUGCCAAGAAUGGCAGCAAAGGACACGAUCCUGGAUGGCUUCUUCAUCCCAAAGGGCACUGUUUUGAUGACAAAUUUAACCUCUGUGAUGUUUGACAAGAAUGAGUGGGAAACCCCCAACACUUUUAACCCUGGGCAUUUCCUGAAGGAUGGGAAGUUCUGUAAAAGGGAGUCAUUUCUAGCAUUUUCUGUGGGGAAGCGCGCCUGCCUGGGCGAGGUGCUGGCCCGCUCCGAGCUCUUCCUCUUCUUCACGUCUCUGCUCCAGAAAUUCACCUUCCAGGCACCCCCGGACACCACACUCAGCCUCCAGCCCGCGGCGGGCACGGUGACUGACCCACAGCCCUACAAGAUCUGCGCUGUGCCUCGGUAGGAAAGCCUCGGCCACAAUCCUUACAGGGAAAAUCCUUUGUCAGUAGUGCGGAAAAAAAGCCCUUGGCAACUCAUCUGGGCUAAUAAAAUAGAAAAGCUGCAAAAAAAUAAUCCCUCUGUUGCUUGGGAGCACUUUAUCCAAAGCCCAAGAGAAGGAGAAGCAGCAGAGAGUGUUGGAAGGGUCGCGCCUGUGGCAGCUCACCGCUGGCUGUCAGGAAGGAAGUGGCUUUGUGGUGAAAAGUCUCGAGUUCAACACUUCCCCUCUGUAUGUGGCAAAGAUUUGUGUCUAUGCAUGAUGGGCAUGGACACAGCGUGGGGCCAAGGAAGUGGGUUGGGACAUGGCCCCCUCGGUGACGGACACACUGCUCCUGCCCAUACCAGCUCCCUUUGGAUAAGAGUUCAUUAAACAUGCAACUUGUAAAGAGCUUUUUCAUUUAUGUGACCAAAUAUUUAUGCUCAGAAAUGCUGUCUCCUGGGUGCUUCUGUCUGCAGUGUAGUCACAGCAAAGAUUCUUCUUUUUUCUCUUGUUUGGCUUCUCACCUUUCAUAGAAGACUUUUCAAUGGGAACCCAUGUAGGACACAGAACAGUUAACAGGAAAAGAGGAUUACAUUGAGUUCCAUUUCCACUGUUUUUUUUUUUUCCCUCUACAUCCCUGACAAUCCACAUCCUCCUACAUCCACUUUGCUGCAGUCCAAAGCAAUCACUGUGCAGUGGCAGAGUUAUGCCACACGGGAGAGUCCUCUGCACAUCACAUCCCUGCCAUGCCAGGCACUCAGGGAUUCUGUCACUGAGCUGUCCUUCCAACUCAUCACUUGAAUCCUAUUGCGUUUUUAAUUAAUUUUUAACAGUCACAGGCUCCCAAGUUGUGCUAUUGUCUUUCUCAAAGAGAAAACAUAAAAGGUCGGAAAACGUUUUUCCAUCUAUGAACUUUUCAAAGGCACUCAGGACCAGGCACUUGUUUCUCUUCAUUUUUUCAUUCAUUUUGCUGUAGGUCUGACCUCAGGCAUGUAUUUUUUGCAGUGGAUUAGCAAUGAAAGAUGAUCUCUUCUCUCUUGCAUUUCAAACUUGUGUUUCCCAAUUACUUUAGGGUUUCCUCCCCUGCCUACGGAAAGAAUAAAUAAUUCAAGUAA